This is a messenger RNA of Macrosteles quadrilineatus (aster leafhopper), 1103 nucleotides long. Its product is annotated as orcokinin peptides type A-like. The transcript has 5 exons. The record is from RefSeq and is a predicted model, not a curated record. The coding region runs from base 18 to 593 and encodes 191 amino acids. Lineage: Eukaryota; Metazoa; Arthropoda; Insecta; Hemiptera; Cicadellidae.
GCGUCAACAGAUCAGACAUGGCGUACUCUGACAUCGCUGUUCUGCUCGCUGUCACGUUGGCCACACUGGCGAUCACGCUGGCCUACCCUACCAAGGAUGACGAUGCUUACUACAACAGACUUCAUGAGAUCCAGGAUUCCUAUGGAAAAGACGUUCGCAACCUGGAUGGGAUUGAUGCGAGAGAUGAAGUGAGGCCACUCUUUGGCUUCUUGAGUAAGACUCAAGACAACGAGAACCAGCAGACAGGAGGUGGAAAUCUACUCAGGGACUUGGAUAUGCUCCGAAGUCGAGCGGCUUACCUCAGUCGCGACCAGAGACCUCAAGCUUACUUGGAGCCUGUGCUGGGGAACAAGAGGAGCGGCUGCUGCGAUAGUCUGAGCGGCAUCGGAAUCGGCAACCAGAAGCGGAACAUGGACGAGAUAGACAGGAGCAGCUUCAACAGCUUCAUCAAGAAGAACUUUGACGAAAUAGAUCGAUCCGGUUUUGGAAGCUUCGUGAAGCGGAAUUUUGACGAAAUCGACAGGUCAGGGUUCGGCAGUUUUGUGAAGAGAAACGCUGCCCCCGCCGCCCCCGCUGAGCCGGCACACAACUAACCACCCUCAACCCCACCCCCACAAUAGUUAGACAUAAGUAUCAGUCCGUCUGCAUUCUCUGAAUGUUCCCCUGUACAUGACUCGCGAGUGCAAGUCUUUCAGACGAGAUUAAGGAACUGCGGGUAACUUCGGCAUGUUUUGUUAAUUUAGUCAUAGUGUACAUUCCAAAGAAUUAGAGUUAGUAAAUGGGUUUAUAAGUAUAGUUUUUACUACGUAGAUAUUCGUUGCUUUUAUCAAACGCUCUCUUUUCUCGGAAUUCUGAAGUUUAAACAUCUGGUAAAACAGUUACUCUUAAGCAAACUUUAUGAAUGUUUGUAUUUUAAUAUCAAUAGUUUACUUUAUACAUGUUUAAUUUCAUAAAUGUGCUGGUAAAAGACCAAAUGCAUUACAUAUUCCCCUCAACGUGAGUUUCUUUACCUUGAACGUCCUCUUGAACAUCCUUUUUAAUGUAAUGUUAUAAUUUGUAAAAGGUAUUUAUUUAGAAAUAAACGUUAAUAUUUUUGCUUUGAA